Stegodyphus dumicola is the source of this 2025-nucleotide messenger RNA. RefSeq lists its product as uncharacterized. NCBI's taxonomy places the organism in Eukaryota, Metazoa, Arthropoda, Arachnida, Araneae, Eresidae. The record is from RefSeq and is a predicted model, not a curated record.
UGAUUUCAAUAAACUGUCGUAAUGUUCUUUUAGUAUUGAAGGCUUGACAAGUGAAUUGACAAGUCAGUGGAUUAAGGCAGCUAGCGAGAUGCGUAGCUGGGAUGAUGUUCAUAGAGCUGAUAAUUUAAGCUGAAAUCGGAUGCGUAAAUAUGCAGUUAUUCAUUUUUUUGUAUCGAGCGACUUUCAUCCGGCGAAUUAGUGCUACGAGGGUGUUUUUUUUUACUUGCAGCGGGCUUGUAGCUUUGACCAGGAAAGAAUUUUAAGAGUCGAUUUCUGCGCUUAGAGAACAAUUUAUAAUUAACUGCAAACAUACUUGGUAGUUAUUUCAAGCCUUUAAUCAAUUUUAUAAGUAGGACUAAUAUUUUUUUGACUGAACUAUUAUUCCUUUUUAAAUUUUCCUGCCUCCUCCCUCUGAGCAAUUGAUUCAAACUCUUAAUUUUUAAUCAGUAUAAUUUUUGGAAUAUAAUUUUGUAAAUGAGGUACAUGCCUUUCUUUUUAUAUACAGGAAAGGCAUAAUCUUUCUGUUUUUAGCAAUAAGAGACCUCAAAUGUUUUCCCCCUUCUAAUGCACUUUAGAUGUGUCUCUGUAGGAUUUGAUAAGUUAAGAAACCUUCUCAAAAUCAAGCUCAAUUAAUUAUCAAACUUCAACGAAUUUUUACAAUUAAUGUUAAAAAUUUAAGUUAUGUUUUCAUUGCUUUAUGUAUUAGAUACGUAAAAUUUAGGGUUAGUUAUGUAGGCGUCAACUGUUAAAUUAUGUCAAUUUUAAAUCAAGUACUUAACAAUUUCGCUUAACUACAUUUCUGCCUGUACUUCAAGUUACUUUUAUGACUCUUAGAUUUAGAGUUUUAGGGUUUGGGUAUUCUCGUUUAUGUGCACAGACGCACAUAUUUUUCAAAUAUUUAUGUUUAGUAGUCUUCUCUGUUCUGCGCAAAAUUUCGCUUUAACACUUCAUAUCAAUUCAUUAGUUCAAAAGGUGGUUGCUGAGAUUGGAUCCCUUUGAUACUAAAUCAACACUACACUAACCUCUGUUUAGUUUUGACUUAUGUGUGGUUGGAGAUCAAUAAGUAACAUGGAGAGACAGAUCAUCCAAGAAUUCAUCGAAAUCUACAGAAGCGAACCUUCAUUGUGGAAGGUCCGUUCUUGCCACUACAACAAUAAAACCAUCAAGAACAUCGCGUAUAGGAGAAUGGUGGCCAAACUGAGAGAACUUUAUCCAAAUGCAGACGUAGAAAUGGUAAAGAAGAAAAUAAAUGCAUUGAGGACCAAUUACAGAAAGGAAGUACGAAAAGUAGAGGCGUCCAGGGAAAGAAGCCGUCAGACGGGGGAACCAGUCUAUGUGCCCUCUUUGUGGUACUACGAACUUUUCCAUUUCAUCGGUGAUCAGGAGAAUGAGCCGGAUGUCCAAGAGCUUCUCCAGGUGGAUUGGGACGAAAAUGUCCCGUACGAAGGUGGAGAGAGUGAAGAAGAAGCGUACGAAGAAGAGUUUCAGAUUUCCAGUCCAGAAAGUACAAAGAACUCAGAGCAUAACUUACAAAUGGUAAGUGCAGAAAGUCAGUCUUCUUUUCCACCGAUUCAAGAUUCAAACAGCCGUAAAAGAAAAUAUGAAUCAUUUAAUGUUCCAAGCAAUCAUCAUCAUUUUAAAUCCGAAGUACCCCCUAAGCCAGACAGUCAGGAAAUUUUUGGACAAUACAUUGCUUCUAAACUACGAACCAUGGAAAGUUCUAUGCAGAUGUUCUCAGAGAGAUUAAUUUCAGAAAUUUUAUUUCGUGGACAGAUGGGAUUGUUGAAUAAAAACACUUGUAUACAUGAAAAUGAUAUUUUAGUAACAUCAAUCUCAAAGAGUGAAUAGAACAGUUCUGAAACUUCUUAUCCUUAAAGACAUAUGCUUAAAUUUCCUCAUAGUGAAAAUUUUGUGAUAUAUCUCAUUCAAGUUUUAUUGUUGUAAGAUGUUUUCAUAAUAAUAGCAACAAUAAAUUAUUUUCUUUGUUAAUAUUUAAAGAAAAAUAAACAUUUGUUGAAAAAAUUA